AUGCAGGCAGGCGCAGGUGGGCCUGCCAGCCCACUAGGCCCGCCCUGCGAAAACGUGUUAGCAGGCCUCUGCAGGCGACCGCAUUUUGGAGGCGGGCUGAAGUGGGAUGGGCCUGCAAAACCUGCUGGGCUCAAGCGGAAAGCCCACGACCACCUGCAGGUAUCCUGCGAGGCCUGUGAGAGCGCAUCCAAGAAACCUUAUCCCCUUCUGCCUCCACACGACGGCGCGACGGCGCCGACCCUCCACUCCGCCGCGCUCCUCCACGCAACGGCGCCACCCCACCCCUCCACUCCGCCUCGCUCCUCCACUCAACGGCGCCGCCCAUUCACUCCGCCUCGCUCCUCCACGCAACGGCCCUGCACCUCCAGUCCGCCUCCGCCUGCGCGCUGGAUCCGGCGAGCCGCGUGUCCUCGACCUCGACCUCGUCCUCGCCGCCGUCGCGACCUGCCUCCUCCUCUUCCCCGUUGCGAGGGCCUCUCCUCCUCUUCGCCGGGCCUCUCCUCGCCGGGCCCCUCCUGUUCAUCAGAGCAUCGAGGGUCGUCUCCGGCUGCUGCUAAGUCGCGCCACUCAAAUGGACAGGGAUGCUGGCCCGUCAAGUCUGCUAGAUUCAUUCUUGAUCUUCUAAAGAAUGCUGAGAGCAAUGCUGAGGUCAAAGGUCUUGAUGUCGAUACCCUGUAUGUGUCGCACAUUCAAGUAAACCAAGCUCAGAAGCAGCGGCACAGGACCUACCGUGCCCAUGGACGCAUCAACCCUUACAUGUCCUCCCCGUGCCACAUUGAGCUGAUCUUGUCAGAGAAAGAAGAGCCAGUGAAGAAAGAGGCGGAGUCUCAGAUUGCGACCAGGAAGGCUUAAACAAGGGAGCACUGCGGUGUUAGAGUGGAUUGUAGGUCGUCGUUGCCUAAGUGAAAAUUUUGGCUGGUUAUUUGUCGCCUCCUUUAUCAGUGUACUGCUAGCUCGUACUGUCACCUUGAUCAGUGUCUGUACUGCCUAUACAAUUCGAAGCUAUGAAUGAAGUUUGUGGAUUAUUUCCAUAUUUAUA
Messenger RNA from Panicum virgatum (switchgrass), 1039 nucleotides. RefSeq names its product lysine-specific demethylase 6B-like. Lineage: Eukaryota; Viridiplantae; Streptophyta; Magnoliopsida; Poales; Poaceae. The transcript has 5 exons. The coding region runs from base 1 to 852 and encodes 283 amino acids. Gene Ontology annotation, biological process: cytoplasmic translation. The record is from RefSeq and is a predicted model, not a curated record. Gene Ontology annotation, cellular component: cytosolic large ribosomal subunit; ribosome. Gene Ontology annotation, molecular function: structural constituent of ribosome.